Messenger RNA from Caenorhabditis auriculariae, 13418 nucleotides. The record is from the annotation of a GenBank genome assembly. NCBI's taxonomy places the organism in Eukaryota, Metazoa, Nematoda, Chromadorea, Rhabditida, Rhabditidae.
AUGCACGUAACACCAUUCAAAUCGACCAAGCAUUCGCCUUUGAUUCAGGUUUGAAAAAGUAGAGUUUUCUAGAGCUAUUCAAUAUUUUUCCAGGGGUCAGUUUCUAAAGAAGCGGCCAUCAAAACGCACGCAGCUUUUCGGCUAUUAGAUGUUUCGGCCGAAAAAGAGAAAAAGUAAGGAAGUUUUGAUUUGGUUUUUUAUUAUCUAUAACUUUUCCAGGAUUCGGGACAUGUACGAUCGUUUGGAUAAAGACAACGACGGGACAAUUGAUAUCCGAGAUCUCACAAACGCUCUCAACAAGGAAAUGCCUCAUAUACCGUCGAAGUUGGCGCCGGUUUGUCUUAGAAAUCAUGAAAUAAAAAUAUCUUUUUUUGUUUGAAAUAAGAACAUGACUUUUUCUGUUCGAGUUCAGAAAGAAUUUUUCAUGUUGAUCGCUUAAAAAAAGAAAGUGGGUAGCUUCGAAACUGAAAAAAAUUUCCGUUUGGUCGUCAGUUUAGUUCAUACUUUUCAUUUUCUUCUGUUGAUUAGUUGAGUUUGAAUAAAGAAAAAAACUCUGAAGUUUCUGUUCCUUGCAGUUUGUUACUGAACUUCAAAAUUUUUGGUUUUCAAGAAAUAUUUCCAUUGAAAUCUUCUAAGACAUCCUAAAGAUUGCUUUAAAUUUUAGAAUACAUUUUUUUCAGAAGCUCAUGGAGCGAAUGAAACGUGACGAAGAAGACAAAGUUCACUUUGGGGACUUCGCCACGUAUGUUUUGGACCACGAACGCCGGUUGGCCGACAUUUUCCGCGAGUUGGACAAAAAUUGUGAUGGUUUGUUUAUUUUGUACGAAUUGUUCAUUUGAUAAAAAAAUAUUUAGGUCUCAUUGAUGUUGCCGAAAUUCAAAAGUAUUACGAUGACAUGGGCGUUCCGCUUGAUGAGAAGAGAGCAAAGGACAUUGUAACGCGGUUAGUUUGAUACCAAAAAAAGCCAAUGAGUAUUCCGUUUAUAGGAUGGAUCAAACUGGUUCUCGAUCAGUUGAUUUGGGCGAGUUCCAAGCUUUUUUACUGCUUUAUCCUUCAUCGGAUCCAAAGGAUAUCCUUGACUUCUGGAGACACAACCUGGUGAGUAUUUUCAUUUUUUAUUUUGAACAACUCUUGAUAUUUUCUUAAUUUUUGAGAUACUGAUUUAGAAGGUUGAAAAGAAAAUCUUUUUAUUUCUACUUUUCUUAUUUAAACUCUUCCAAAAAUUUCUUUUGAAAAAGAAUUUUAAAUGAAAACGAUUUCAGGUGAUUGAUAUCGGAGAAGACAGUCAAGUACCAGAAGACUUCACUCCUCAGGAGAUGCAAUCCGGUGUUUGGUGGAGGCAUCUGGUGGCUGGAGGCGUCGCCGGAGCAAUGUCCAGGACCUGCACGGCGCCGUUCGAUCGUCUCAAGGUGUACCUCCAGGUAUCAGAUUUAUUCGAACAUGGAAAAAAGCUAUCAGUAAACGUAUUGCUCAUCAGGAAACUUUGAAAUCUUCAGGUUCAUUCAACGAAGUCGAACAAGCUCGGCGUCGUGAGCUGUGUGCACCUUCUACACUCGGAAGGGGGCAUAAAGUCGUUCUGGCGAGGAAAUGGCAUCAACGUCAUAAAAAUUGCUCCGGAGUCCGCCAUCAAGUUCAUGUGUUACGACCAACUCAAACGCCUCAUCCAAAGCUACAAGGAAAACGGCGAAUUGACUACAAUUGAACGCCUUUGUGCUGGAUCUGGAGGUACUUUUUUUGUAUCUUUAUACUUUGGUAGGUGUCUAUGAAAAAUUUUAGUUUUUGAUGUAGAGGCAGAAAAAAAUUAAGAUUUUUUUUACUCACAAAAAAAUUUGUUAAUUGAGAAAAAAAGAAGUUUAAAAAGGAAAAACUUUUUUUGUUUCGGAAAAAACGUUUUGCAGUUUUUUUCACAAUCUUCAAAAACGAAACCACUGACAUUGUUUUCAUUGUUAUAUUUUUUCCGAGAUCCUCAAUCUGAAUUCUGAAUUUCAGCCGGUGCCAUCUCUCAAACGGCCAUCUACCCAAUGGAAGUGAUGAAGACAAGACUGGCUUUGCGACGGACAGGUCAACUGGACAAAGGCCUCAUUCACUUCGCCCACAAAAUGUACUUGAAGGAAGGACUCGCUUGUUUCUAUAAGGUUUGUUUUAUUUUUCAAAAACUUGAAAAUUAAUUCGAACUUAUACUUUUACUGAUUCGUACUUUGAAAAUUGGUUCAGAAGAGAUAAUCUUCAGUUUUGACUAUUCUAUUUGAGAAUUUUACUCUAUGUUAACUUUUUUAUAUAAAACACUUCCACCUGAUUUUUUUGAAUGAUCAAAAUAGACUUUCAAGACAGCUGCAUAGCUUAUCGGAACCCAUUAAGUUUAUCUUCCCAUUAACAACCAUUCUAGGAGUUCUUAUCAAGAUCAUCUGUCACAUUUUACAGUCCUUUUGACCUAGGCUGAAAUUAUUAAUGAGUUAGGGUGAGUUUAAACUUUUAUAAGGGUAGCUAUAGAUACAAAAUCCUUUUAAGCAAUAAAAAUUUUUCUCGCAUACAUAUGGUGAAAUUUUUAACGUUUUCAUGAUAACCAAUAGAGGGGAAAAAAAACUGAUGAAAAAGAAUUUUCACACAAUUUCUCUAUUUUCAGGGAUACGUGCCUAACCUUCUUGGUAUCAUACCAUACGCUGGAAUCGACUUGACCGUAUACGAAACACUCAAGGGCCUCUACAAGGAGAAGAACAAGGUCUGUUUGACCUGCAUAGAAAACUUGAUCUUUUGUGAGCGGUUACUUCGGGUUCGAAAAUGCAAAAGACCUUGAUAAUUUUGAAGUGGCUAGGUUAGGGACGCAAAAAGAAUAUAACCAGUUCAGGUUCCAUAGUAAUAAAAGGCAAGAAAAUUCAGUUAGUAAUGAAACCUUGGUAAGGAUAACAAUCAAAUUUUUAUUUCACGCUUAGUUCACUCGAAUUCUACUUUAAUCUAAAACAAUCAAUAAUAAAGUUUUCAAAAAUUUUGAAAAGUUUCAAAAUAGACAAAUAGUUUAGGACAACAAGGAACCUGGAGUGUUGGCUUUGUUGGCUUGUGGCACCUGCAGUUCGACUUGUGGCCAGCUCGCCAGUUAUCCUUUGGCUCUCGUUCGAACUCGCCUUCAAGCUCACGGUUUCUUUUAAAACACAAUGCAGGAAUUAAAAUACAACUUUUUCAGCAAUCACGCAAGACCCGACCCAUCCGGACAACAUGCUCGGCCAGUUCAAAUACAUCCUGAAAAACGAAGGUUUCCCUGGCCUCUACCGCGGAAUCACUCCGAAUUUCAUGAAGGUUAGUAUCUUCUCUUGUUUGUUGAAACAAAGUUUGAAAUAUGAAUGAAAGUUCAGUCAUGUUUUCUUUUUUCGUUAAAAACCCUACUUGUGGAAAUCAAAACGACUAGUAGAGAUUGUAUGAUAGUCAUUUUGCUCUAUGUACACGUAAUUUUUGGUCUUCUAAGAAAAACGUGUCAAUCAAAAAAAAUUUGAACUGAAUGAAAAAUUACAUCUCUCGGAAGCUUAUGAAACUUCUGCCUCGAAGUGAACCGAAGAGUAUUUGCAGGUGAUCCCGGCGGUCAGCAUCAGCUACGUCGUCUACGAGAAGGUCCGCCAGCAUCUCGGUGUCACAAUGUCCUAAAAUUCUUCCGGUCCAAAUUCCCUCGGGUUAUAUUUUUUUCCAUUGGUGUUUAAUAAUUUUUGUGCUCAUUUUAGUAUUUCUAAGGUAUUUAACGAGUUUUUGUUAGGUUAAAGUGAUACUGCAUUUUGCAUGCCCUGCUCCCUUAUUUUUUGGUAUUUCGUUUCAAUCUUUUAUAUCAUUUUCUACGGGUCACAACCGUUGCAACUUCGGGUGGCCAUCUUUCAUCCUGUUAAAUAAUUUUUGUGCCACCUCCUGUGAAUUUUAGGCACGUUUCGAAAAAUUCUAGUUGUUUUUUGUCUGUUUGUUCUAGUUCGUUCACAUUUCGGUUGACUCGCGUUCUUUCGUGAUUUUCUCCAAUUCCUCCUGUUUGAGUAACUUUCCGGUUAUCAACUUGCCUUGUCCCAUAGUUCUUUUUCCUUUGAAGAAUCUGGAGUAUUUCCUUUUUUAACGGUGUCGUAUUCUCGAUUUUACUCGAAUUUAUCUGUAAAGAUUGUUUUUGAUUUUUUCCGAUUCCUAGUUUUCUGAGUUUUGCGGGAGUUGAUACCAAGUUCAUUAGAAAACCGGUUUUCAAUCUCAAAAAAAACUUAAACCUGUCGAAUUAAGUCUACUCCGAUGUUUGUCCUACUGCCUUACGCUUUUUUGGCUUCGUAGGCUUCAUUUUUUUCUUUGCUUUUUGGCUAUUUUUGCUUGGCUUUGGUGUGAAUUGGCUUGUAUCAUAUUGGUUCAUAAGAUCUCUUUUUUUCACUGAAUUUGUUCUGGUUUUUUUCUGUUUUAAUGAAAUUUUUUUCGGAUUUUUUUGGAGUUCAGCACUGAAGGAUAUGAAUUCAAAGAAACGUGAGAAAUUUUUCUAAAAGACACUAAUUUUUUGGAGAACGAAUGAAUAAAUUUGGAAGCAUAUUGUGUAAAAAUGUUGAAAAAAAGGUGUCGAAAUUAGCUUUUUUUUUGAGGAUCAGUAAAGUUGGUGGAUUUGGGUGGAAGUCGCAAAGAAAAAAGUCAACACGAAAAAGCGGAAGUUUCUCAUUUUUGUUUUUGAAAAAAAUAAAAAAAUUUCGUGAGCAUGAUAUUUAUGAAAUUGCAGUCGUUUUGCAACUAGUUAUGAAAAAAAGCUGUGAUUCUUCGUUAUAAUAUUUUUUUCUCACCAAAUAUUUUUUUAAAUUUUAUUUUGAAAAAGACACUAAAAAUGGCUGCAAGCCGAACUGGAAAAAAAGGGUUCCUUGAGCAGAUUGAGUCAAUCGAUAGAAUAUGUCAGCUGUGUCACGUCCUUCCAGCUAAAAUUACGUUGUUCCUCGUGCUCCGGCGCCAAUGUCAAUUGCGGUUAGGCUUUCGGACCCUCUUUUGCUUUUUUCGAACGUUAAUUGCUGUUGAUUAAAGUUUUUUUGUUAUUCUUCAAAUUAAAGCUCUUAGAGCUCUGUCUAGCAGUAACGCUAUGAAAAUUUUUUUCCGGAAAUUGUUCCUGAAAUCGACUUGACUUUAUUUUCAACCGGCAUGUUUCAGAUGCAAAACUAUUUUUUAAUUUUAUUGAUAUUGAUAAUCCAAUUGGAUCUUUUCUUCUGUACAACUUGUACUGAGCCAGUAUUGCUUCAUCGACCGAAGCACUGCAAAAAGGAGUGUUUGAGUGACGACGACUGCAAAAAGCACAAAAGGUGCUUGUGUGACGGAGAAUGCGGCUUGAGCUGUGUCAACCCAGGUUCUUUUUUCCGGGGUGUUUUCUUUUCUGUUAGCAUUUUCGACAAUUAUUUGAAAAAUUGGAAAGAUCAUGAAAAAAAUGAAGCUUUCCUCAAGCUAAACGAAUACGUCAAUUUUUAUUUUUGAUUCUAACAAGCAACUUUCCUAACUCGCAAAUGCAAAACUUUGCUCACCAAGGUUCCACCUGUCACCAUCUACCUCAACUUGAAAAUGGCUUCAUCAGAACAGCUGGGGACAAUCGUUUCGGUUCAAAUGCCGAGUAUGGAUGCAAUAAAGGUUUUCUUCACUUUGAUACUAUUUUUCAUUUCUCCAUCAGGCUACAUUCUUGUCGGAGCCAGCCAAAGAAGAUGUCAAGCAAAUCGAGAAUGGAGUUCCUCCCAGCCGGUUUGUCGCAUGCAAUGUGAGUUUUAACUUUUUCAACCGGAAAUAUUACGUGUUUGAAUACUUUUUUCCUUUUCAGUAAAAUGCGGACCUCCUCCAGAAAUUCCCUACGCAGUUCACGACGGCUCUUCUUUCACCGGAGAGUAUGAUUUGGAUGCCGAAGUCACCUACGGCUGUGUUCCUGGCUAUCACAAGUUCAACAGUAAGGUGAGAAUAAAGUUUUCAUUUGUCUUUCAUGAAAUUUUGAAAAAGAAAAGCUUCAGGGAUUGGCAAUUUCGAAAUGUCUGUUGAAUAGGAAGAAUGUAGCUCAAUGGUUUGGUCCUGAUCUCAGGUGUAAAGGUAAUUUUCAAUCUUCAAAGUCUUCCGGGUGUUGAUGAGGAAAUGAAAAAACCAAAUUAACAAAAAAAAAUUGAAUCUAACUAUUUUUUAAAAGUUUAUAGCAGCGGAAUAAGGGAAAAUAUCAUUUAUAUUAUUUUUUUCUCAACUAGUCGAAGUGCUUAUAAAACAAUUAAUAAGCUUUAUUUAUUCAUCAGUCUAUAUUAACCUUGGAGUUAAUCAAUCUUUUUUUAGCCAGAUCAUGUCCCGACCCUGGAGAUAUUGAAAACGGGAUAAGAGAAGGAGACGUGUUUGAAUAUCCACAUAAAGUCAAAUAUUCUUGCCUCCCUGGAUAUCUUCUGCUUGGCUCAACUGUUCGUCAAUGUUCUGGGAACGGGGAAUGGAGCAGCGAACCGGCUGUUUGUAAGCGUGAGUUUGCCGUGUCUUUCGUAUUUUAUUUGAUUGUUUUUUAGCAAGUGAAUGCGCCCGACCGUCAGCUCCCUUGCAUGGGAAAGUAGUCGGUUCAUCUUUAACUUAUCAGUCAGUUGUGACGUAUUCCUGCGAAAAUGGGUACAGAUUAGUUGGACAAGUUCAACGAAUCUGUUUAGCGGAAGGAAUUUGGGGCGGCUACGAACCAAAGUGUGAAGGUAUUGGAGCACUUCCGCUUAUUCGCCAUUCAUAUUCUUCAAGAAAUCCGUUGCCCAACGCUUCCUUCUUUACCAAACGGAUACAUUGAAGGAGGGGAAACAGCUUAUGGUUCGAUUGCGGUUUUCAGGUGAGGUUUUUGAAAAAUCAAGUCAUUUUUGUUGGCUUGAACAAAGUAGUGAAUGCAACGUGAUUAUUGAAGUAUAAUUUCAGGUGUUUGGAGUCGAUGAGCCAUGAAGGAGCAAACAGAGCCAAGUGUUCCGAAAAUGGACAGUGGAGCAAUCCUCUACCCAGAUGCUUGGGUAAAGUUUCGAAAAGGUGCAGAGAGGCUAAGAUUGAACUUUGAAGCUUCCUGUCGAGUCCCUCACAUUAAGAACGGCAGAAUCAAAGAUAAAGUUGAAGGGCAGCUGAUUGCUUCGGGUGAGUCUCACUAUAAUUGUUUGAAUAUCGAGUUUUUUCCAGGUUCUACAAUAAUUGUUACUUGCAAUUCUCAGCAUGAAGUCAAUAUCGAUGAGAAACUGACGUGUGACAAUUCUUCUUGGAGUCAUGUUCCUGUUUGCAGUCCACGUUCGUUGAACCACAGAUUUGGGGAAAAAAAAACAAAUUUUUCAGUGAGUUGCCAUAGUUGGCCUCCGAGAGUUCCUCACUCCAGAAUUUUGUUUUCGAAAUCUUCCCAUGGGUCUGUAGCGAAAUAUGAAUGUCGGAAUGGGUAGGUACUUCCAUAAAAGUUCUAUAUUCGAAUCUUGAAAUAAGUUUAUUUCUAUUAAACUUUUAUAAGUUCUCAUUUUUUUACAAUUGCCGUACCAAUGAGUUUUUAUUUUAUUUUAUUUUGUUUUCUUCAAAAAACUGUGUUUGAAAGUAACGACACAACUUUGAUUUUCUUUCAGAUACCACCCAAACCAAAAUAAUCAGAACGUUAAAUGCCAAUAUGGAGAAUGGGCCCGCGACGGACCUCCUUUGAAAUGCCUGCCAAGUGAAACUUAAUUUGAGAGUUUUUUUUUCAUUGUUACUUUUCAGGUUGGUGCGAGCAUCCUGAGAAAACCUACAAAAGUCUGCCAGAUGGACAGAUUUUGCUCGAAGGCAUUCUGGGCGCUUAUGAAUUCCAAAAGUAUAUUCAGAAAGUCGAGGAAGGGCGUGCGAUUAGUUUUCAGUGUGGCAAGGGUUAUUAUCUGAUAGGUGAGAUCAACUUUCUAAAAAAUCUCACAGUGCUGCUUUUGCAGCUAAUUAUGCCCUUUGGAGCUCUCGAAACUUUUUUGAACACCCUGAAGAUCUUUUUAUUUCAACUGAAUUCUCAUAAAACUUUAGAGCUCGGAAAUAAUUUAAUUUCAAGUACAAAAAGGGGAAGUAUUCUGAGAAAACUUUUUUCCUAAUUUUUUUUUUCAAUCAGAUCAUUUUCAUUUCAGGACCCCCGAAAGCUACUUGUAUAAAUGGCGAUUGGAUGCCAAAAGUCAACCCAAAAUGUGUGUUACAAACCCAUCCAAUGAUUGAAGGCAAAAUUCUGUGGGAUCGAAAAAAGAGAAGCUUAACAGGUUCAUUUAUCAUUUCCGCAUACUCACCUAAUUAUUUACGUUUAGAAACAAGAUAUGGAGGAAAUCGAUGUCCAUCGGUGACCGCGAAAAUGGAAAGAUUAGUGACGCGUCACUCGGAAAACGGCAUAUCUGUGAGUUUUUAUAGUUUGUCAAAAUUUAUUCAUGACAAAUCGCGUGCAUUAACGGGCUUCAGGUGAUUUGCAGGGAAGGAUACGAGUUUUCAAGCCAGCAAAUUGACGGAAGGUCUUCUUGUGUCAAUGGCAGCUGGUUUCCAGAAAUUGCCGAAUGUAUAGCCAGUUCGUUUUUUUAUGUUUCAAAAAAAAAUAUAACGAUUCGACUACAAAGAAUAACGGCAAACUGUUUACACAGAUUUAUGAUAAAACUGGAAAAAACUUUUCAAAAACCUAAAAAGUUGUCACUGUAGCCAGAAAUAUGGUUUUAGAAAAUAUCAAACUAAGGUUUUCUCUGACCCUUGUUCAAAACUAGAAACAAAUAGCGAUACUCAAAUAAUGAGAAAUAAAUCCAGAAUCUUGUCGGGUGCCUGUGAGGCUUCACGUCUUCUUUUUGAAAUCUUCUACUUCUCAAAUCAUACAGUCUAAUGACGUCGUCGAACAUGGAACAGUGGCUCAGAUGGCUUGUUUGAGAGGAUUCCACCUGAGCGGUUCGUCUUUCUUUUACUUUCCAAAAGUUACUGAUUCGAAAUUUAUAGGCAAGACUUUUUUGAGUUUUCUCAUAAGUUCGAAAAGCGGAUUCCUAGCUUUUUUAGCUACCUAGAGUCAUCUAAUACUCAGCUUCUCACAUCUUUGUGAAAGGAAAUUAAUGAGAAACUUCUUUGAGAACAGAGCUACAGUAUUCUUUGAGUGUCAGAAUACUCGGAAAUUAUCUUUAUAUUAUUUCUGAGAUUUGCUCCAUUUUCAGGAAAUGGAAACCUUGAAUGUGAGCGAGGCAACAUCAAGGAAUCUCUGGGCCAUUGUGUACCUCGUGAGGUUUCUCAAAUUUUCGUGAAAUUUUAUCAUUUAGAGGAAUGUGUCCUUCCUGAACUUUCCGUCGGAAAGUUCGACGUCGCUUCCUCAUCAGUUCGAAAUGGCGACGUAGUGACGCUGAUGUGCUCCAAUGCCAAUGUUUCAAUUGUCUGUACUCAAGGAACACUUUCUCCUAGUCCGUCUUGUUUUGAUAAUGGUGAGAAAAUUAUUGAAGUUCUGAAUUGCUAAAAAUAGGUAUUUCCAAUAAGAAUCAGCGCUUUCGAACUACGAAUGUUUUUUUAUCACUACAAGAUCCGAUCUUUUUAAGAAUCUCGGUUCUGCGUGCCUCCGCAGGACACGACACCAGCUCAUAUUUAUCGUAUGCAAGGAGUUCGACGCGUGAAUAUCGAUCGAUUCCAGUCAGCUUUUCCUAACGGGACUAUUUUCCAGUACAAGGUUGUUUAGAAUAACUCAGAAAGUAUGAAUGAUUCCGUUUAGUGUAUGGAUAAAGAAGAAGCGAACGGGAUCGAAUGUGUUAAUGGAGAAUGGAUCAGCAGUCUGCUUCCGUGUGGUAAGCAAUAGAUUCUUUCAAUGACCAUUUUUGAAGCAAAAAAAAAAUGAUUCUAAACUUAGAAGGAAGAAAUAUGCAUUUAUUUUGAAGUGAGUUUCCUUUCAAAUUGAAAUGUUCAUAAUUGAAAAAAAUGUGAAAGAAAUGGUUUUUUCUCCGAAAUAUUUUUGAACUAUCCUAGAUGCAUUUGAAGUUGUUCAGUAUCUUCGAACUUCUCUGAAUGGGUGACGCCAACAAGCGACGAGAUGUGCUCACCGUUUCCUCUUCCAUCUGAUCAGAAGAUUUUCAACAUGGAUAAUUACGUGCCUCAUCCAAAUCACAAGUUUGCCCAUGGAACUGUCCUCAAUGUUUUUCUUCUCGAUAUACGCUCUUUCAAUUUGGUUUGUCUUAGGUUGGCUGUCUGACAAUGAAUUCGGUAUCGGAGGGCGUCUCAAUAAAGUGCCGUCGAGGCAAAUGGAGUUCGUCUCGCAAGCUGAAAUGUGAAAACGGUUGGGUUGUACAGACUGUUUCAUCAAACUUUCCAACUUUCAGUUGAACACGCUUGCGAAUUGAAAAUGGACGUGCAAUCUCACAUUGCUGUUUUCGACUUUGCCAGGAAGGAGAACGUUUUGUUCAAUCAGUUUUUUGAAGGUACGGUGGUGAAACUAAUUGAAACUUUUUGUUUCGCAGCUGGCAGCCGAUUGUUGUUCCGUUGUUUGAGCAUCGGAAUGGAAAAGUUGCAAGGGAAGAGUGAAAUCGUCUGUGUCGACGGUAAUUGGAGUCAUCCCAUACCUUACUGUCAUCCUCUUCAACCAACGAACCGUGAGUCAUUCACUCAAUGAGUUUAGAUAGGUAUGCAAAAAUAAUAAAAUUCAACAUGAUAUGCAGGAAAUUCGUUGAAGUAAAAAAAAAAGUAGCUUUGACGUUCUAAAUAUACAUAUACGCGACUGAGUUUAGGCGUGUGCUCAAGAUUAGGAUUGGAAAAUCAUCGGUCUAAACGUUUUUAAUGGUGAGAAAUGAUUUCAAAAAAUCGCCUUGCUCAAAGCUCUCCCAGAAGUAUCUCCGAAGAUAAACUGAAUAAAAUGUAACGGUCAUUUGGAAUCAGAAUCCCAAUUUUCUUACAUUUGAUGAAAAAAUUUUUUUGCCAAGAAAGGUCAAAUUAACAAAAAAAUUUUUUUAACGUUCUUCGCAUAAAUUUUAAUCGAUGACUCAUUUGUUUCUGAUUGAAAAUCCACACUUUCCGAUGAAAUUUCAAAGUAUCUCAUCCCUUUCUUUGAUUUUUCUGUUAGCUAACCUUUCUUUUUGAGCAAACUUCACGAAUAUCAGCAGUAGAUAAUUGAGUUAUCUUGAGGUUACAUUUUAAAAAAAAACUCAGGUUUUUUUUUCAGAGAACAUGGUCCCAAUCAAGUUCACGGUGAGUGAAGGAGCCUACGCCAUCUCUCCAAAAGGCGAUCUUGUCGUUUCGAGAGCUUCCAACAUUGUUCUGAUCUGUCUAUCACGCAAGACGAUCCCUAAUCCAGUUUGGGUUAGUUAAGAAUUUCGAAUCAAAAAAUGAAACAAAGUAGAAAGUGACGUCGACUUACCGGUCGUACCCAACGCAGUGGACCAGGACAAGGACGACAGAAAACGAGGACAUUGAUGGAUUCGAGGUAUUACGUGGCGGCUGGAUUCGGCUUUCUUUUUUGUGAACUUUUUUUUCUUCAAGGUUACCAUUGCAAGCGCUCAGCCCUAUGACAGCGGGCUUUUGCACUGCGUGUUGCCGAACGGCGUUCGCAAUUCCAUCCGCAUUCAAGUUCAUGGUUCGUUUAAGAAGCUGGGAAAAAAUCUCAUUUUUAUUUUCCGACGGAUCUUAUUAUACAAGUUGAAUGAGAAAGGUUUUUAGUGCAAAAUCGUAAUAAAAAAGAAGCCGUUCAUCAGUAUGGAAAGUUCCAUAAAAUGCUUGGAAUGUCUUCACUCUCAUAUUUCAUUCGACUUUGAUUCUAUUUCUAUUCGAAAUUCUGAAAUAAGAAAACAAUCGUUCCCGAUCAUCCAGCCAAUAUGAAAAUUUCAAAUGGUUCUACACUCUUUUUGUGGCUAUUUAGAUAAUUAGUGGCCCAAAAAUUGGCUUCUUCCUGCAGACCGUACAUGUCCGAUGCUUCAUAACUCCUCGUCGCUACAAGUCCACUUGUCGGGGUCCGGUUUAUUCGUCGGUACCGUCGCGCAGUUCUCUUGCCCCAUCGGCUAUCGCGUCGAAGGCAACGCCAUCUCGACGUGCCUUUCCGACGCGACUUGGAGCCAUUCCCUGCCAAAAUGUGUUGGUCAGUUCACCCUGUAUAUGGGAUCUAAACUGGGAAGUUCGGAGCCUGAUUUGAAAAGAUUUUGAAUCUCAAGGUGCAUGGUUGAUUCUAUUUGAAAAAUCAUUAUCAGAACGAAACUGGAAGUUUUAUGGAGAAAUAGAAAUUGCGAAGCAGAGGAGUCCUUGAUCAAAAAAUUACUUUUGUCUAUGUUCUAUCCACAAAUGAAUGUUCAUCUUUUUUUUAUCAAAUUUUCGAAGCCACGCGAGUCAACUUCAUUUAUACAGUCAGAAUCUUCUGUGUAGAUAGUUCAAAAAAGGGGCAACUUUUACAGAAGUUAAACGAUUAUGUUGGUCUCAAUAUUGGAGUAUUACAAAAAAUAAAAAAAUCCCGGAUAAAACUUUUUUGUGGAUGCGUCGAAGUUUUUUGAACUUCAAGAAAACCUUGGAGAAAUCAUAUUUUUCAGCUGCAUUGUGUCCAACGAUAGUCGUGAAUGGAUCAAGGAUGUCUGUAACUGUUUCUUCCUUCCGAACAGGCGGCGUCGCACAGUUCCGCUGCAAUAAGGGGUGAAAUUUUUCAUUUCCGUCAAAGAAAAACUUAGAACAUUUUUACAGUUUUACUCUGAUUGGAGAUCCCAACUUACAUUGCACAAAGUACGGCUCUUGGAGCCACGAUUUCCCGAAAUGCAAUGGUCAGUUAGUGAAAACUGAUUUUGAAAGAAAUUAUUUUUUUUCCGUUGUCAACUGUGGUCCUAUCCAACCUCCACGCAACGGUCAUAUAAUUGGAGAGCCAAAAGAACGGUACUCGAAAGGAGAUAUUGUUCUUUUUGGCUGUCUUCCAAAUCAUCUUCUCACUGGAGGCGAUUUUUCAAUUUGUCAAGCCAGUGGAAAAUGGAGCGACGUCCUGACUAAAUGUGAGUUUUAUGAUCAUUUUUCAAAAUGCGAAAAAAUCUCAACUUUUUUUUUUUUCGUAUUUCCUUAUAAUCAUUCCCAAAAACGUAUGAUUCUUAACAAAGGAGUUUCUUGACAACGCAUAUUAAGAAUUACGUGAAGUUCUGCUACUGGCGUCUUCAAGGCAUAAUAAUGUAGAAAAGAGAAGAAAAGUGAAGUUAAAAGAAAGAUUAUUUGUUGAUCAAAAACGCUGUAUAAGAAUAUUCUUAUUUGCCAAACGCUGUGACUUAUAAAAAAAGAGCUUGUCUCAUGAUUACUUCAAUUUUCCAGGCGAGGCAUACUGUCGACAUCCUGGCCGACCGGUCAACGGCGCCAGUACCGCCGUCGCCAAAGACUACUACGCGAUCGGAGAAAAAAUAGUCUUCUACUGCCCUUCUCCAAGUUACAAACUCAGUUCUGAGAAUGUCUUGAUGUGCAUUUCGGCCGGUAAAUGGUCCAGAAAACUGCCUCUUUGCUUGCCUGCCUCUUUUUCGAACUCUCCCAGUGGCGGAGGAUGA